AUGGCUUGUUUUGAUAAUGGCUUUUCGGUGUGGCGAGGAGGAGGGUUCAGCGCCGCCACGGAGCCGCCCUGGGCGCCAGCAGCCCGCCAUGUCUUCCCCUCGGCUGGUCUGCACCUCCCGCCACAGCCCGACCCGUCGCAACUACCCCAGCUGGAAGCCCGACAUCUGCAGCAGCCUGAUCCCCGACACUUUCCCCAGCCGGAUAUCCGCGCCGUCCCCCCGCCUGACUCCCGCCACCUGCAGCAGCAGCAGCAGCAGCAGCAGGCGCGGCACCCCCCUUCCUCUACAUCAUGGCACGACGUCACCAUCCCACAGCCGGCUGGGGCUUUUGAGCUCUUGUGUAAGAACGACUUCCAGAGUCACACAGCGGACGCUGCGUCAGCGGCACACUUCCCCGCUGACGCCAAGAACAGCGUCUCAAUCCUGACGCAAAAGGAGGAUGGUGAGUCUACACCUUUCGGUAAACUGCCUGCGAGCAUGAGCAAGUUGCGGUUUACCUCCCAGGGAGAGUACGGACGGACAUGUUUCCCGAGCGUGUCUCAGGACACCGGCGGUAGAGCGGCGCCACCCGGCCUGGAGGGCCGGAUAAAGUUGGAAGAGCCGUGGCCGGGUGAGCGGGGGCCGAGCGUGCAGUUGUCGUGCUCAGCCCGACACGACUACAACGCCAACUUGUCGCUCAUCCACCAACAAAUACAGCAGCACCAGCAGCCUCCGCUGCAGCCGUCAUUCCCGCCCGGAGGACAGCAGGUUUACCAGACGACAGCGAUGGGACAGCAGUACUGCGCACAGCAGCAGCCGGCAGCGCAGCAUUACCAGCAUCCGGCUGCGCUGCAGACAUGGGGCGCAGCAUACCAGGGGGCCGAGGGCACGUCGUACGGAGGCGACCAGCACUACAAUAUCUACGCUCGCUCGGUGUACAUACAGGGAGGUCCUGGGCCCCAGUACCCAUACCCAGGAUACCCAGGGCUCUCAGCGCCCUCUCCGGGGCCCUCGAGGCAUCCGGCUGUGCCCCAGAGUGUUCUUCCGUCCCCACCUGCGCAGCCCUCAGCCCUCACCACGCCCAUGAAGCCUCGUCGUCGCAGACGCUGGACGCGACGCAAGGCCAUAACCCACACCUGUUCUCAGACGGGCUGCGCCAAGACGUACGCCAAGUCGUCACACCUGAAGGCACACAUGAGGACCCACACCGGAGAGAAGCCCUACACCUGCGACUGGAAGGGUUGCGGCUGGAAGUUCGCGCGCUCCGACGAGCUCACGCGCCACUACCGCAAGCACACGGGUGACAGACCCUUCCAGUGCCGCCUCUGUGAGCGGGCUUUUUCUCGCUCAGACCACCUUAGUCUGCAUAUGAAGCGGCACAUGGCCCUCUGAAGCUGUCAUGAAGCGGCACAUGGCCCUCUGAAGCUGUCAUGAAGCGUCACAUGGCCCUCUGAAGCUGUCAUGACGCGUCACAUGGCCCUCUGAAGCUGUCAUGAAGCGUCACAUGGCCCUCUGAAGCUGUCAUGACGCCUCACAUGGCCCUCUGAAGCUGUCAUGACGCCUCACAUGGCCCUCUGAAGCUGUCAUGACGCCUCACAUGGCCCUCUGAAGCUGUCAUGACGCCUCACAUGGCCCUCUGAAGCUGUCAUCACGCCUCACAUGGCCCUCUGAAGCUGUCAGACGACCGUCUGAUGCUCACAAGAGGUGUCACAAGGUGUCGUGAGCUGCAAGGUGCCACAUGGCCCCAUGAGGGCCACAUAAUGCGCCUCACUCUUAAGCUAACAUGAGGAAUGAUAUAGCACUAUGAGGCUCACAUCUCGUCUUCUCAGGCGUUCACAACGUCACGAAAUUGAUGUACUAAUUUAUCCGAACCUAACUUAACCUAACCAUGGACCCACAAAUAGAAAACGGGACAUCACGUUACUUUUGCGAGCCGCUGUGAUGGUUAGUACAUCGGUUUUUGGACGU
Molecule: messenger RNA, 1947 nt
Organism: Procambarus clarkii (red swamp crayfish)
Lineage: Eukaryota; Metazoa; Arthropoda; Malacostraca; Decapoda; Cambaridae
Source: RefSeq, a predicted model, not a curated record